CAGUAUGUCUCGAGACGAAAAGGCACAAAAGGUGUGAUACUUGCUGACGAAAGUAAAGACGAAACGUUUGAUCUAUCUCGUGCCUCUUCUAAUCAGUCACUGGCUUCGACUACAAUGUCAACGAGCGGCUUUGAGGGUUGUUCAAUGGACGACAUUGCAGUGACUGCGCUUGAAAGAAUCGCUGCCUACUUACCAGUAAAUGACACGAUUCGUAUGGAACGCGUUAGUAAGCGGUGUAUGGAAGCGUCUAUGAAGUCAUGGUCCUUAGUUCCGAGACUCGUUUUGGCCAGAGAUUGUGAGGGUUUCGGGAAGCAUAAUCCGUUUCGUAACUAUCAUCUCAAGUCCAUACUAAGACGUGCUGGAGUUCAUCUGAAAUCGCUGGAUAUGAAUGGCAUAGUGCACUUGAUGGAUGAGAAGGCCCUGGAAAUUAUUGCAGCUAGCUGUCCAAUAUUGGAAGAGUUGGAUCUCUCCGGAGUUCGGGCGUCAUGGGAGGCCCUAGGUGAUCUGGGCGAGUCGUUGACGAAUUUGAAGAGGUUGACGUACAGGGACAUGGACAACGCUUCGGACAAGGCGUUCUGGUUCCUCAUUAAAGGAUGUGGUCGCGGACUGCAGUUCGUUGAUCUGCGUGGAUGCCGUCGAUUACAUGGUAGAUGUUUCCGAUUGUUUGGCGAACAGCUGGAACAGUUGUAUUUGGACGGGUGUGUGCACGUGGACGAAAGAGCGCUGGAAGAUCUGUGCACCUGUGCUGCUGGUUUGAAAGAGCUACGGCUCAACGAUUGUUUUCAAAUAACGGACGAGAAUUUGAGGUGGGUUUUUCAAACUUCAUGA
Cooperia oncophora is the source of this 828-nucleotide messenger RNA. The record is from the annotation of a GenBank genome assembly. Lineage: Eukaryota; Metazoa; Nematoda; Chromadorea; Rhabditida; Trichostrongylidae.